AUGCCAGCUUCAUCCUUGACGAAGCUCGCACUCCAUCUAUCGAGGUACGCCCACUGGCACGCUCAGAAUGCCGCCAACAGCGUACACCAGGGAGUGAAUGCCUUCAAAGGAGGGGUGGGAGGCACCACUGGUAAUUCGGCAUUCAGUACAGCCUCCUCCUCUCUGAGCAGUGCAGGUGCAGGACCUGGCUCGGGCGCAGGUGGAGCCAAGUUUCACGCCGGACGUGGCGCUCAUUUCACAUAUACCAAUACCGGUGGACGUGCUGUCGUUCAGGCGGGCUCGACCGCUAACGAUAGCUCCAACACUUUCGAUGAGGAAGAGGAGCAUCACAGGCUCCACUCGCCGCACACUCACAGUACGAAUGGCUUGAGGAGACGUAACUCUGCCGCUUCCUCGUCAGCGCCAAAGGGCCUUCUUCUCUCGCCUUCAGAGAAGCAAGCAGCCGCUGCAGGAAAGAAGCCUGCCCCCGGAUCCCUCAGUCACGCUGUCCUACAAGCCAGGUUUAGAGAUGCCUUCCGAGCUGCCGAGCCGAGAGACCAGGUCACAUCUUCUACUGCGCAGGAUCCUGCCUCCUUGCUUGCCAGCGAUCAGUCGGCUGAGCUGCACAGAGAUCUGGUAGAUGCGAAGAACCGCCGCGAUAGAGUUGCAAUUCUCGCCCUAGUAGAUGCAUAUCGAAAACUUCCCUCCUCUCAACAGACGACUGCUGGCUUCAAUGCCGCCCUGUCCGCCCAGGUCUCUGUACGCGAAGCAGGAGAAAGCCUGCGGGAGGUGAGGGAAACGCACAAGGAUAUGCUCGACGCUGGCUGUUUCCCUAAUAGUUCCACGUCUGCAAUCCUCGUCAAGGCGCUAUGCGCCAGAGACCAGGAGAAGCACAGCGAUGAGCAUACCCCUCAAGUCACGACAGAAGAGCAAGCUUCGACCGAAGCUUGGAGGAUUCUCACAACGACACCUGCAGGAUUGCAAGACGUCGCUGCCUACAACGCUCUGCUCUCACGCUGUGCGGCCAAGGGCGAUACGGAGAGGGCGGCUGCAAUCUACGAGAUGAUGAAAGCGUCUGCACCUGCCGUCUUGGCCGAUGCGUCGACAUACACUCAUCUCGUCUCCUGCUUUGCUGCAUCUGCCGAGACUCUGCAGACUACCACCAGCGACUCGCAUCUCUUGCCAGUGAAGCAAAUCCUCGACGAGAGCAUAGCCUCCAUGCGCUCUUCGCAGUGGAUCAACGACGCCGUUGCCGAGAUGGCGCUUUUCAGGAGCUUUGUCGAUCUCUUCUUCCGUCUGCAGGCUCCAGAAGAGGCAGUCAGCCUCUUUGAACGCAUGUUCAUGAACGAGGAUGGUCUGCCUAGUCCAAGCGCUGAGAUCACUGGAGGUCUUGUCUCGGGCUUUGCAGCAGUGGGCGACGUUGUGACCGCACAGGCCUGGAUCGAGAAGAUUGAAUCGCUCAAUGCAUCAUCGCAAAGCGGAAUGAUCUUGGCUGCGCCCGACUUUAGCCCUGUCAAGGGAGAUAUAGCAGCAGUUGGCAGUCCGAUCGUAGAGACAGCUCAGCCUAUCGUUGCUGAAACUGCCGCUGCAGUACCAGUAGAGAAUGCCCCUGUCUCUCCCUCACUGCAUGCCGCUUCGCCAGCUCCAUCGCUUCAAGAUUCCGCGAGUGUGACGCUACGAUCACCGUCGUCUAUCGCUUCUUCUGUUCCUGCUCCCGCUCUCGGCAAUCCUCAGCUUCACGUGAUCGACUGCGACCUUGGCGACCGCGUCAAAUCUCUCUUGAGACCUCGACGCAACAAUGGCGUCACAUCUGCCAAGGAAAGCAAGGCAGCCACUCUGGCAAACCUGGAAGCCGCAUAUCGCCUGUUGAAGAAGGAAAUCUCGUAUGGCAAUUACGCUCCCCCUGAAGUAUUUGCGCAAUUGCUCAAUGCCUUCGGACGAGAGGGGAAGCUGGGUCGGGUGCAAGAGCUACGAGAACAUGCGCAUGUCGCAGUCUCUGGCCUUGUCGGCGAUCCGACGUGGCAGGCAUCGGCAUGGACCGAAGUGGAAGACAAUGUGGUGGCUGCUCUAGCACAUGCUGGAGAUGCUGAGGGCGCUCACGCUGCUAGGCACGCUCUGCUAGCUGCCGGCUGUGCUCCCACCGCUAACUCCUACGCUGCCUUGAUCUCGUCUAUCAGAGAUUCCACCGAUGAGGCUAUGCUUGCCGAGCAGCUCUUCGAAGAAUCUCAGAGACUGCAGGUGGUACCUAAUAUCUACCUCGUCAACACGGUCAUCUCCCGCUUGGGCCGAGCUCGCAGGGCAGAACGAGCAUUGCAGCUUUAUCAUUCUUUGCCUCUUCUCGGUCUCAAGCCUACUUCUAUCACAUAUGGCGCAACUCUUAACUGCGCCGUCCGUGUUGGCGACAUUGCCACUGCUGAAGCCAUCUUCCGAGCUAUGGAGAGCGAUCCAUCGUUUGUUCCCCGUCCACCCGGAUACAACUCGAUGAUCCAGUUCUUCACAUAUACCCACCCAGACAGGAUGAAGGCACUCGAGUAUUGGAACAAGAUGCAGGAGCGCGGGGUUCGACCCAGUAGCCAUACCUACAAGCUGCUACUAGAUCAGUACGCCACAAUUCAGCCCGUCCAGCCUGAUGCCAUGAAUGAGCUCUUCGCACGGCUGCUGCGAGACCGCACGGUCGAUGUUGCUGGACCUCACUGGGCGUCUCUGAUCACUUGCUAUGGUCUGCAUCUCGGUGAUAUCCCUCGCUGCCAGCAGAUCUUCCGGUCGAUCAGCUUGAAGACAGGCAGCGCCCCAGACGCCGUGGCUUACGAGUCGCUCUUGCAGGUCUACGCACAUCACGGCAAGGUGGAUCUCAUCAACUCUCUCCUUGCCGAGAUGGUGCGAUGUAACGUGGCUCGCACUGCUUAUGUCGCAAACCAUGCCAUCGAGGGCUACGCCAAGCAUGGCGGUCUAGAGGGUCUCAUGAAGGCCAGGACUAUUUUCAUGGCCAUGUCCCAGCCUCCUGCCGGUGUGGCCUCCGUGGGCAACCACCCUCUUCCUCGUCACCAUGGCGCGGGCUCCGGGAAUGGUCAGCUCUACCACGACCGACGCUCGGGAGCAGCUCAGGGCGAGCGCGACCAGAUGGUCAAGAUCUCAGUGCAGGAACUCCUGGCACAGACGUCCAAGCACAGCCACUCCACUCAGCCCCUCUUCCUCACAAUGGAGCAAGAGAUGGAGUUGUUGACCCUUGCGUUCGAGCAGGUACACCCUGAGCCAUCCACGUAUGAGAGGAUGAUUGCACUAGAGAUCUCGAGCGGGUUCUACAGGAACGCAGCGACUGUUGUGGAACGUAUGGAGGAAAGGGCUUUCCCACCGGCUCUUGUGCUCAAGGCUCGGGCGCUGCUGAGGGAGUAG
Molecule: messenger RNA, 3372 nt
Organism: Microstroma glucosiphilum
Lineage: Eukaryota; Fungi; Basidiomycota; Exobasidiomycetes; Microstromatales; Microstromataceae
Exons: 2
Coding region: 1-3372 (1123 amino acids)
Molecular function (GO): protein binding
Source: RefSeq, a predicted model, not a curated record